Messenger RNA from Castor canadensis (American beaver), 3798 nucleotides. RefSeq names its product unk like zinc finger (gene Unkl). Gene Ontology annotation, molecular function: metal ion binding. Lineage: Eukaryota; Metazoa; Chordata; Mammalia; Rodentia; Castoridae. The record is from RefSeq and is a predicted model, not a curated record.
CUGAAAAUGCCGUCGGUUUCGAAAGCGGCGGCGGCGGCGCUGAGCGGGUCCCCCCCGCAGACCGAGAAGCCGACCCACUACAGGUAUCUAAAGGAGUUUAGGACAGAGCAGUGCUCCCUGUUUUUGCAGCACAAGUGCAGCCAGCACAGACCAUUUACCUGUUUCCAUUGGCAUUUCCUAAAUCAGCGUCGGCGCAGACCGCUCCGCAGGCGCGAUGGCACCUUCAACUACAGCCCCGACGUGUACUGCUCCAAGUACGACGAGGCCACCGGCCUGUGUCCCGACGGUGACGAGUGCCCCUACCUGCACCGAACAACUGGGGACACAGAACGCAAGUACCACCUGCGCUACUACAAGACGGGCACGUGCAUCCACGAGACAGAUGCAAGGGGCCACUGUGUGAAGAACGGGCUGCACUGUGCCUUUGCUCAUGGCCCCCUGGACCUGCGGCCACCCGUGUGUGACAUCAGGGAGCUGCAGGCCCAGGAAGCCUUGCAGAACGGCCAGCUCAGCAGUGGGGAUGGCCUGCCUGAUCUGCAGCCUGGGGUCCUGGCCAGCCAGGCCAUGAUUGAGAAGAUCCUGGGCGAGGAUCCGAGGUGGCAAGACACCAACUUUGUGCUGGGCAGCUACAAGACCGAGCAGUGCCCGAAGCCACCACGCCUGUGCCGUCAGGGCUAUGCAUGCCCCCAUUACCACAAUAGCAGGGACCGCCGACGGAACCCUGGGAGGUUCCAGUACAGGUCCACACCCUGCCCCAGCGUGAAGCACGGUGAUGAAUGGGGUGAGCCCUCGCGGUGUGAUGGCGGGGACAAUUGUCAGUAUUGCCAUUCCCGCACGGAGCAACAGUUCCACCCUGAGAUCUACAAAUCUACAAAAUGUAACGACAUGCGCCAAACUGGCUACUGCCCUCGGGGACCUUUCUGUGCUUUUGCACAUGUAGAAAAGAGUCUGGGACUAACAAAUGAUUGGGGCUGCCGUGAUUUCAACUCCUCCAACAGCACCUCAGCCCACAGCGGCCAGCCUGGAAAUGCCAAGCGGAGAGACUCACCUGCUGAAAGUAGCCAGAAAACCAGCGAGCCUGACGGCAAGCAGAACCACCUCGCUGUGUUUGCAGUGGUUCACCCACUGGCCCCCAGCGUAAGCUCCAGUGUGGGGUCCAGCCUGGCGUCCAGUGCUGGCUCAGGUAGCUCCUCCCCCACGGCUCUGCCUGCCCUCCCUGCCCGCGCUGUCCCACUUGACCCGGCUGGCAACACCGUGGAGGCGGUCCUGGGUUCUGCCUUAGACCUGCGUCUUAGUGACAUAAACAUCGCAUCCUUAGAUAAAGACCUGGAAGAGCAGGACAGCCGUGACCCUGGAAUAACAGGUCCCAGGUCGCUGGUGGGCUCAGCCCCUGUCACCAUCCCAGGCUCCCUGCCCCGCUCACCAUCCCUGCACUCGUCCUCAUCCCUGUCCACCUCACCACUCAGCUCGCUUUCCCAGUCCCUGUCUGGGCCACUCGUCUCUUCUGCCAUGACGCCCCCCCAGCAGCUGCCGCUGCCCCUCCGAUCGGAGCCGGCUACGCUGGGCUCUGCAGCCUCAUCCUACAGUUCAUUAGGUUUGAACGGCGUUCCUGGGAGCAUCUGGGACUUUGUUUCUGGCAGCUUCUCUCCCAGCCCAUCCCCCAUCCUGAACACUGGCCCCACAGGCUCUUCAAGUGCAAGUCCAAAUGGCGCUGAGCUGGCACGGGUCCGGCGGCAGCUGGAUGAGGCCAGGAGGAAGAUCAGGCAGUGGGAAGAGUCUUGGCAGCAGGUGAAGCAGGCCUGCGAUGCUUGGCAGCGAGAGGCUCAGGAGGCCAAGGAGCGUGCCCGUGUGGCUGACAGUGACCGGCAGCUGGCCUUGCAGAGGAAGGAGGAGGUGGAGGCCCAGGUGAAGCAGCUGCAGGAAGAGCUCGAGGGCCUGGGCUUGUCGUCCUCACUAACGGGGCUGCGGAGCUGUGGUGACAUCGGCACCAUCCCCCUACCCAAGCUGCACUCCCUGCAGAACCAGCUGCGCCUGGACUUGGAAGCUGUUGAUGGGGUGAUCUUCCAGCUCCGUGCCAAGCAGUGUGUGGCCUGCCGGGAGCGGGCCCAUGGCACCGCCCUACGGCCCUGUCAGCACCGUGUCCUGUGUGAGCCAUGUGCAGCCAGUGCUCCUGAAUGCCCCUACUGCAAAGGCCAGCCCCUGCCAUGGUGACCAGAGCCAGGCCCCACUUCCUCCUGGUGAGCAUCGUGCAGAGGCCACAGUGUGCCACAUGCCACCACAGCAUCUACUCACUGCUGGCGUGACCGAUGUCAGGACAUGAGCUUGUGCCCACUGUCCACCUGACAGCCUUCGAAUUACUUUUCCUUACCACGUCCCGCUAGCAGUUUCAAGGUGUUCUCAAACUCCUUAAAAGCUCCACCGAACCUACCUGCCUGUCUUCAGGGGGCUCAGCACCUCAGAGACCUGGGCAGGUGGAGCACUGCUGGUGCACCCCAGUCCUGACGCUGCUGUGGCCGGGUUAUGGGGAGGCUGGGCCUCAACCAAGCACUUUGUAAACCGAGGAACUUAGUUAGAUGUUACAAAUUAUAAGCUGCUUUCUAGGUUCGUGUUUUUUAAUAUGCGAUAACAUGAAGCUUUAUAUGUGUACUGUGAACUUGAAGUUUCAUAUCAGUUUAUUGUUAACUCAUAGUAAAUAUUAGAUUUCAUAUUCUGAAGCUACUUAAGAAGUGAGAGCAUUUAUCUAGUAGUGAGAAGACUUAGGAUUUUUACACUUUCAAAUUAAGUGCAAACAAAUUGUAUUUAUAAGCAGAGUGAUUAUUGAAAGACAUAUACAUGUAGAUGUUUUUAUGAAAGGAACUAAUUUUCCUAAACGUGCACAUGCAUUGGAGUUUUAUAUUCCAGUAUCGUGAAAUGAUAUUGAGAGCUCUAUCAUGCAUUUAUGUGAUCCGUGGCCACUUUUUCUAAGUGCCUAUGCCUUGCAAAAGAAGUGAAGGAAAUGGUUCACUGGGUUUUAUUUUCUCCCAUGAAGACAAUUUGAUGCUAAUGAAAAAUGCAACAGAAGGAACCCUGUAUUAGAGGAUUUGAGUUCACUUUGGAAGCAGCUGUGUCUGGGAACUUAGAUCUGUAACUGGCAAUGGUGCUUUGUAACUUCUCAGACGUCUGGGCCAUCCCAACUGCGCUAAGCGCGGUGGCGAGCUGUGGUGCGGAGACGUCUGGGCUCUCCCACACCUCUAACCCCCCGCGCCCCUUUCUGACCCUGGAGAUGCUGUAGUAGCAGUGUAUGGGAUCCAGGGCAACAGCUUUAGCCGACAUUUGGCACCUGACUUGUACGUCCAGUUACCAGCGUUCAUCCAUGGGACCAGCGAGGUGCCUCAGUGGUCUGGUGCGCUCAGCUCAGCUGUGGUCCUCCACAGCCUGGCCUCAGGCCCACGGCAAGAAUACUGCAGAGAGUGGUCCAGUGCGAUGACUUCAGCCCUCACUGUCAGAACUGGGACUGUCUCUGGAAAUCUGGGGAGAAGACAUCUGUAUCCACACAGACCCUGACCUGGCAGUUGUUGGGUGCGCUGGUCAGGGCAAGCUCAGUUCCACCUGGAAGUGGACGUCAGGUUUCUCCUCCCCUGUGGCUUUGCCAAAGACUUUUAAUAGCAUUUUUUAAAGUGCAAAGUGACUAGGUAAACAUUUUUAUCAGUGACCAAAUUAGAAUGUAUUUAAUAAUAUAGUAGGAGGUUUAAAAGCAUUUUUUAAUAUAAGACAGAUAGCAAAGUUGUCAUUUGAAAGGAAGUGGAUCCAGGAUGUCCC